GGGGCCUCCUGGGGACGUCGGAGUAGAUCGGGCACCUCGAGAGGCCACCUUCUGAGGGUCAAGGGCCAAGACCGUAACACUCUUGGCGCAAGGUUAUUUGGUUCAGGCGACCUUGGCUGCCGCACGCAAGCCAUUGCGCGCAUGAGAGGUAUUUCGCGGUGAUGGCGACAUCGCGAGAGUUGGCCGGAGUAGUGCUGAUUUUAUGUGGGGUUCAAUUCUCUGUGGCAGCGAACACGGUUGUCAAGUUGCUCAAGGGCGUGCCAAUGUUUCAAUUGAUGCAGGCCAGAUUUCUCUUGCAAUGGACAUGCAGCAUGGGUUUGUCAUGUGCGAUGAAAUUUUCAGGCCGUAGCGUUUGCAUCGCUGGCCCGCCGGGAUGCAGGUUUUGUUUGGCUUUGCGCGCCACCACUUACACAGCAGCAUUAAUGUCAUUCUGGUGUUCGCUGUGUUACUUGCCUGUAGGGGAAGCCACUGCCAUCGUGUAUCUCCAUCCAGUGUGUUGUGGUUUGCUUGCUCACGUCCUGCUGCAUGAACCUCUGGGCCGCAUAUUUUGGCUGCAAGGAGCAGUCAGUGGCACAGGCGUUGCUCUUGUGGCCAAUUUGUACGGUGCGUUGACUGGCGCGGAACACAAUGACAGAGCUGGUGGCUUCGCGGGCGAAGGGUUCGCAUUAUUGGCUUGCCUGUGCUUCGCGUCAGGGAACUGCGUAGUUCGCCUGAUGCCCCGGUGCCAACCACUCGAGGUUCAGGUAUUUACAGACUCCGUCAUUGCACUUGUCGCCAUGCCGACGGUUCUGUGCCUCAGUGGGAGCGUUCCAGACUUAGAGUUGUGGAGCGGCACUCGGAUGGUGCUCUUGUUGGCCUUCACAGCUUUUGGGAUCGGAUCUUCCUUCCUCGCGAUCUCUGGUUUCAAGAUGGCCCCAGCUACGAUCGCAGCAUUGUUCAUGUACUUGGAGGUUCCAAGCUCAUUCGCGGUCCAGGUGUUCAUCUUCAACGAGAUACCAGGCGCCGAUGCGGUGUUAGGAGCUGCGCUGAUCACAUUAGCAGCCUUCGUGCGUCUUGGAUACGAGGCGCGACGAUCGAGGGAGGACCUUGUAGAUCCGAAGGAUUUCGCCUCGCCCAACUCUGUUGAUAUCAACGAUGAGUCCACUGAUGUCGCGACGCGUCAGGGUACUCUCGAGGUGUGCCUUGGACCUUACAUACUUGCGCGGCAGGCCUCAGCGAAGCCCUACACAGAGCGUACACGAGCAGUGUCAGAGUUCGCAGCUGGUUCUAUGUUCACCCCCUUGACCGCCCACAGGCAGUUCACUUAUUAGCAUGCGCGCGUGGGCCUUGCUGCGCAUGGCGAGUUUGACGUGCUCUGAUGUGCGCCGAGAGCGUCGACCCAUGAAGGAACGAUGUUCGAGGAAUCGUCUAGGGUGCGAGUGAGAGGCGUGUCCUCGCUCGAAGUAUGGCGGCCAUGCUGCGUACUCGCGCCUGGGCGCACACAGAGACAAGUUUUCGGCCCAGCGCGAGCAUUUCAGCACCCCGCUGGGCCCUCUGGUCAAGCCUCCGACCCCCUCCCCUCUCUCCCCUUCCCAUCCUGAUGGGUUGCUUGAACCUCAGCGCUUGAGCCCUGACGCCAUUUUGGCCCAGUCUUCGGGGAUUCGCUCGCGAUGUGCUUGCUUUCAAGUGCGGCCUCUUCCUGGCCUCAUGCCGGGGUGCCGACGAACGUCCCAUGCGAGGACACCGCAUGUUGUAUGUUGGUUUCCCUACGUCUCAGCAAAAAAAUGGUCGAGGGCCUAAAUUUCGAUCACGUCG
Molecule: messenger RNA, 1794 nt
Organism: Prorocentrum cordatum
Lineage: Eukaryota; Dinophyceae; Prorocentrales; Prorocentraceae
Source: the annotation of a GenBank genome assembly